CUGGCCGUGUUUGGUGUGAACCAAGGGGCAACUCUCCACCGCACCAGUGCGCGUGUGCGUUCAGGGACCUCGGCUAGCCUCAGAUCUCCGGAGUGCGGUCAGCGGGCGGGUGACUCUUGAUCACCAGUUAUAAAGCGUGCUGACUCGGAAAAGAGGGGCUUGACUGGAGCAAAGGUUGAGAGCUAAAGCACAGGAAAGGAAGGAAAAGCAACCGAGGCCGAAGGGAAAGAAGCUGGGGAGAACCCAGCUUGGUGAGCCACUGAGAAGAAGGCUUCAACCGCGGAAAAUCGGGCGAGAGCUCAGAGGUGUGGAACUCAGAGCCGCCAGCGGUGCGAUCCGCAGGGCUGGGUCUCCUAGCACCUUGGGUCACGCCUCCUUGGCGAGAAGGCGCCUGGCCUUUGAUUGCUUCCAGGGACUGCAGAACUUCCUGCCCGCCAGAGGAGCGGGUCUCUCUGGGGUCGCGUUUGCUCCCUGCUGGAGGGUCGAGACUGAGUUCUAAAAGUUCUGGGUGCCUGCCUGGUCCAAGAAGGGCUGGGGGAACGGUGUCUGUGAGGAGCCCACGAGCCCCACGUCAGGGGUUGAGUGUUGGCGUCCUCCCUCUCCUGGCAUUCACAUCUCGGGGCUCCACCCCACCACGGGAACCCCUCACCCGGAGAUGGCCGCAUUGAUGCGGGGCAAGGAUUCAUCCCGAUGCCUACUCCUACUGGCCGCGGUGCUGAUGGUGGAGAGCUCACAGCUAGGCAGCUCGCGGGCCAAACUCAACUCCAUCAAGUCCUCUCUGGGAGGGGAGACUCCUGCUCAGGCUGCCAAUCGAUCUGCGGGCAUGAACCAAGGACUGGCGUUCGGCGGCAGUAAGAAGGGCAAAAGCCUGGGGCAGGCCUACCCUUGCAGCAGUGAUAAGGAAUGCGAAGUUGGAAGAUACUGUCACAGUCCCCACCAAGGAUCAUCAGCCUGUAUGGUGUGUCGGAGGAAAAAGAAACGAUGCCAUAGAGAUGGCAUGUGUUGCCCUGGAACCCGCUGCAAUAAUGGUAUUUGCAUCCCAGUCACUGAAAGCAUCCUGACCCCUCAUAUUCCAGCUCUGGAGGGCACUCGGCAUAGAGAACGGAACCAUGGUCACUAUUCCAACCAUGACCUGGGAUGGCAGAAUCUAGGAAGGCCACACACCAAGAUGUCUCAUAUAAAAGGACACGAAGGAGACCCCUGUCUGAGAUCAUCAGAUUGCAUUGAUGGAUUUUGCUGUGCUCGCCACUUCUGGACCAAAAUCUGCAAACCUGUGCUCCAUCAGGGGGAAGUCUGUACCAAACAACGCAAGAAAGGUUCUCAUGGGCUGGAGAUUUUCCAGAGGUGUGACUGUGCAAAAGGCCUGUCCUGCAAAGUGUGGAAAGAUGCUACCUACUCCUCCAAAGCCAGACUCCACGUGUGCCAGAAGAUCUGACAGACACUGGGAGAGUUAGCCCUAUCAGACUGUGAAUUUGUGUAUUUAAUGCAUUAUGGCAUGAUGGAAAAAUCCAGUUUGGAAUGCAGAAGAACGAGGAAUGUGUUAAGAAUUUGGAGCACAAGGGAGAGCUGGGACUGAAUGAAGUAGAUAGAGACAGUGAAAACCAAAGCACAACCAGUGUUUCCAUUAUGCAACUUGUUUAUGUAAAUAAUGUACACAUUUGUGAAAAUGCUAUUAUAAAAGAAAGCACACCACAGAAAUUACAGACAAAUGCCAUGGGAUUUUCCAAGAGUUUAGCUUGAGCUAGAGGGAUCAUUUCCUUCAGAUUGGAAGUGGCUAUAAAAAUAACCUAAAGCCAUAUUUCUGCUCAAAGUUGUAGUUUAAUAAAUUAUUCUCACUGUCCCUUGACAUAAGAUAAUUUCUAAAACAUGGGAAAGAAGAUAAACAGGAAGUGAAAAUAUACAACAUCAUUAAUUUGCAUCACGAAAAAACUUUUAAUUUGGAACUCUGUUUUGACUUCUCAAAUAAAGGCCUUUGUAGACAAGAGAAAAAGGCAAUCGAUAUUUCCCAUAUCACUUCAAGAUACUGGCAUGUCUUUUAGACAUUAGAAAAACAUAAACAUGUCUCCUCACACCACUCAUUUCUUUUCUCAAAAUCUUAAUUUUGCCUGAAUUAAUAAAGACAUAUGUAAGACAAAAACAGAUCCUGCAUUGUGAAGGAAUGGCAUUGUGAUCAAUGUAUGCCUAUCUGAGCUAUUAAUUGUGUGAUACAAGCACAGGGUAGAAUUUUCACAGAUUGCAAAAACAUUAAAGAUGUCCAGCACAUGUGGGGAACUGAAUAAUGGAGUAAGCACUAUUUUGCCAAAGCUUUGACAUACCCUAUAUGUGAUAGAACUAGACUGCUAAAUGCAUUUAUCUUUGCAUAGCUGGAGACCAGUAGGGUGAGGCUGACACUAGGGACUUGAAUGAUAUUUGUACUGUGUGGAGCACAGCAGGGAAGUAGAGGAAACCUCAUCAUUUUUCCAGGCUUUAAUUUUUACAUGGCUGAAGCACAGGCUGAAUUUGUAUGGCUGACACUGGAGGCUCCACAAGCAAACUCAAAGCUCUCCAUGGGGCUUGUUCUCCUCAUGAUACUUACCAUGCAAAUGAGUUCAGUGCAGUGAAACUUGCCUUCCCUAGCCUCAAAAUAUUUCACAGUUUUGAGGUUGUAAAAUUUAAUAUGAGAGGCCCUUAAAGAGUGGGUUCUCUUAAGCCACGUAAUAAAGAACCAAUGUCUUCCCUAAGCUUUGAACUGAUGAUGCUUUCAGAAGUUUCUGUACUAGCCUCUCAGUAGAAUUUCAUUACCAAAGACAUAGUUCCUAUUUUCUGUGACUAUUGAGAGAGUUAAAAAGCAAUAACAAGUGAAAUAAACAUAUCUCCAAUCUAUAGAAAUUCUCUGAAACCAUUUUUACUACUUUCUGACUUAACACAGUUCUAAAUAUUAUGUCUAGAGCACAGAAGGCCAAAAUAAAUGUAAGGUUAUCAUGCCAUCACUUAAGGUCUUGUAGACCCACAUCACUUUCUUGCUUUACUUAAAUCCCAUGUGCAGUCUCAAAGUACAACCCCUUAGGAGUUUCAGGUUCCAACAUGCAUUUUGCCAGGAUGAUGAUGAUUUGUGCUCCACAUAUGUAUCCUAGAGCAAAAAUUCAUAAGCUAAUGUAUCCAAAAGCCAAAAUUUGUUAUAUGAGCUUAGUGAGGUAAAAAUGGAGUAUUUUGGUCAGAAUUUCCUCCAUAGCAAUGACACAAUCUAGUUUCCACAUUAUUUCCCUUAUAUUCACCCUCUCAAAAUUUAUUAUUUGAAAUAAUUUAUUUACAGGAAAUGUUAAUGAGAUGUAUUUUCUUAUAGAGAUGUUUCUUACAGAAAGCUUUGUAGCAGAAUAUAUUUGCAGCUGUCGACUUUGUA
Messenger RNA from Onychomys torridus (southern grasshopper mouse), 3379 nucleotides. It is a transcript of the gene Dkk2, whose product is annotated as dickkopf WNT signaling pathway inhibitor 2. The coding region runs from base 656 to 1435 and encodes 259 amino acids. NCBI's taxonomy places the organism in Eukaryota, Metazoa, Chordata, Mammalia, Rodentia, Cricetidae. Gene Ontology annotation, biological process: negative regulation of canonical Wnt signaling pathway; multicellular organism development. The record is from RefSeq and is a predicted model, not a curated record. Gene Ontology annotation, cellular component: extracellular region. The transcript has 4 exons. Gene Ontology annotation, molecular function: co-receptor binding; receptor antagonist activity.